Molecule: messenger RNA, 751 nt
Organism: Cyprinus carpio (common carp)
Lineage: Eukaryota; Metazoa; Chordata; Actinopteri; Cypriniformes; Cyprinidae
Biological process (GO): apoptotic signaling pathway
Cellular component (GO): mitochondrion; membrane
Source: RefSeq, a predicted model, not a curated record
CGGUAAGAAGUUUCGGUUUUGUUACGUCAUUACUUCUUGUGCAGCUUAUAUUACAGAGACACAAAUCCGUGUGCAUUAAACACCGUUCUCGCUCUGUACGAUCUUUUAGACGAUCUUUUAGACCAUGAGACGCGGACUGUUCACCAUAAUCGGGGUCACAGCAGGGGCAGUCGGUGCGAUUGCAUUGGCCCCGGUGGCGCUCACCUUGGCUGGAUUCACCUCUGCUGGUAUAGCAGCAAGUUCUAUGGCUGCCAGCAUGAUGUCAUCAGCAGCCAUUGCCAAUGGGGGCGGUGUGGCUGCAGGAAGUUUGGUCGCUCUCCUCCAAUCUGCAGGUGCUGCUGGACUGUCUGCAGGUGCGACAGCAGCCGUGGCAUCUGUAGGUGGAGCAGCAGGUGCUGUAAUAGGUGGAGCUGCAGAUUUGCUCUCUCAUUCCAACAGUCCACCUUCACUUGAGAAUGAAGAUGAUGGAGAUGAAGAAGAGGAGGAGAAGGAGACAGAGAUGAUGAAUUUGCAGGAGGCCAAAGAGCUUACGCCAAAAUAAGGGCCUCUGUUAAUAACUGAUAACAAUGCAUUUGUGUGAGCACUUUGUAUGUAGAUGUUAAUUUUAUGCUUGUACAAGUAGAAUGUGCAUGUAAUGUGACUGAAGAUCGCUUUUUAUUAAACAAUUAAAACAUUUUCAGUAUGAAUGCAAGAAACUGUAAUUAAAAUGAUUUGUGUCCUUGAAUAUCAUAAAUAAAUCUUUCCAGGAGAA